UCCAUGUUUUAUUAUCAGUCAAAAGAACAAAAACACAAACUCUAACCUAGUUUCCUUGACAGUGAUCAAGUUGAUUGGAAAUAUUUUAACAAUGAGCGAUGUCUUGUCAAAUGAACAGGAUCGCAUAUUUAAUUGAUCCAGAAGGAGUCAAGGCUAAAUUACUGGAGGAUGCCAGCACUAAAUUGGACCACGUCCCGAAGGACGAGCUCCCCCUGCAGGACAGCCUGGUCUCCCUCUCAUCAACAGGAGACGUCUUGGUCCUAGCCCUUCACCGCCAAGCAGUGAUCCUCACCUCAAAAUGGGACCUUCAGGAGUCCGGUGACGUGAAAAAUAAAUUCAACAUCACCUGGAGUGGUGCCCUGACCCCAGACCCCACCGAGUACAUCACCUCAGUCCUCUGCCUGCCCCUAGCGCUCCUCGGCAAGUCCAACAUCCCCGGGGGAGUGGACUGGACCUGCAUAGCAGUGGGUUUCAGCACCGGUUUCAUCCGCUUCUACACAGAAUUUGGUGCUCUGCUGCUAGAAGAACAGCUUCAGAACGAGAAUCUCAUAUCGUUAAAAUGUCAAUCUCUAACUGCCCUGAACGGCCACACCGGCGACACCACUCUCACCGAAGAAAUUCACGUGCUAUACACCACCGCAAUCUGCAUCCUCCCGGGAUUCCCCUUAUUUUCUACUCUGCGGGCUCGAAGGAACCACUUAGCCCAGAUUCAAGCGAGUUACCUCGACAAAUUCGGAGAGAAGCUCUCCACCUCCCCUUCCACCCUCACCUUCCGUAAAUUCGGCUUCAAAGAGCAAGACGUGAUCAAUGACUGCGAGUUCGUGGGUAUAACCUCGGUGAAUACCUUCGAUCACCUGAUGACCGCCUCCAUUUGUGGUGGCUACGGCGCCUCCUACCGAUCUAGUGCUCCUCAACAUAAUCUGACAAUAGCCACUGGCAAACGUCCUUACCUCGCUUUUCAUUACGCUCUCGAGGGGGGUGCGGCCCCCGUUCUGUCGGACGUGGCGAUGGCGAUGGCUAGUUCCUUAGCCAAUGCCAUUGGGAAAAUCGGUACAGCCGUGCCUUGGUUGAGAACUAACUUGAAGGGGAACAAUAGCAGCGCGAGUCCGAACGCUCAGGAGAAGAAAGGUCCGGCUGGGGAUGCGCCGGAGGUCAUGACCUGCAGGUUUGCCCUGAGCGAUGUUAUGAGGGAGGGUGACAACUUCAUCACCAGCCCGAAUAGGGUGCUUUCGGUGGUUUCCGAUGCUAUGGGACGGGUUGUACUUUUAAAUAAUAAGAAGGGCGUGGCCUUGAGGAUGUGGAAGGGGUACAGGGACGCGCAGUGCGGGUGGAUAGAGGUGAGUGAAGACAAGCACUUGUCGACAAAUCGUUUGAACGAGAAGGGGAUCAAAGGUUCUCACCGGAAAUCAACUCGGAGUGCUUUGAAGACCGCCCUUUUCCUCGUAAUUUACGCGCCCAAGAAGGGCGUCAUUGAUGUCUGGGGCAUUCAGCAGGGGGGGAAGAUUACGACCUUCACAGCGAGCAAAAAUGGCAGACUGAUCUACAUCAAUUACGGCUUGAUGGGGUUGAGCGAUACGCCCGUCGUCACGAACAAGCCACAAUAUGCUUGUGUGUUCGUAGAUCCGGCGGGUGGGCUGAAGGAUGUGUCCGUUCCGUUCCAUUAUGCCCUCAGCAGUAAAAACGGAAAACGCGCACGGGAUAUUCAUCUCUUCAAAAAGCUCAAGACGUUCAUGAGGGAGGUGGAGUUCGACGAGGACAAGCUGAUUAGCCAGAUUACGAGUGUCUGCUCAGAGUUGAAGACCAAUGAAGUUAGACUACAGAUCGUAGAAAUGCUCAUGGGAAAUAGACACAUCAGUCCGGAUGCCCUGUUGGCAGCUUGUCACUCCUUCGUCAACGCACUCAUUCAAUAUGAAGAUGACGAGCUGGAGCCCGCGGGGAAGACCCUCUACCGGAUCACUGUUCAGCUGCAGAAGGCGAUUGAGUUUUACAAAUACGUGAGGCCUUUGUUCGAUCGUCCACCGGAGUACAACACAGUCGCAUCUAGCUGCAUCCCGGAUGCAAAGUAUCUGUCACAAGUUCUGCUGACGUCUGAACACGAGGUCGACAGGAUUCUUAAGUUAUCCCAGCACCUCUACGAGUUCGAGCCUGUGAAGAAUCAGAAUCGGGUCACCUUCAAGGACGAUGGUGAACUGUUCCUGAACUUCAUAUCGUCCUUUGACUUUGGGGCGCAGCAAGACAGUAUUGGGCUGACACCGGACUUGAGCGCAGACAAGAAGUAUCAGAUUGGCUCGCUGAUUUAUCAAGGCUGGAUGUACUCCAGUGAAUCGACAGCUGAAUGGGAGGAGGCGGCGCAGGCCUCCAACAUUCGGUCCAAGUCUAUGAUUGAAUUGGCGUUGAUCUACUGGCUGAAGAAGCUCCCAGGCGCACCUCUAGAGAUUGAGCUCAGUAGAUUCACGCAACUGUUGCACGCCAUUUGUGCCCUUGAUAACAUCGAGGAAGAACGUGGGGAUGAGGAUCGCGAGGGCAUUUCGUCCUGGUGGGGCGACAUCAGGAGCAUUCUGAUGGCAUCGCCCAGACCUUUUCAGGCGUUAACAGCAGCGCUGGCUUGCAGGACUGUUGAGAUCAGCCAGCAGAAGCGACGGGACUGGAUUUAUAAUAAAGAUGGUGAGGCCGGCGAAAGUUGUGACAGCGAGAAGGGUCAGGAGUGGGAGAACAUCACCAAUGACACCUGCCAAUUCACUUUGCUCAUCGGAAAUCUUGAGGAUGUCUCCCUUCUUAAUGCCAUCAUCAAUCAACCUGUCUCGAAUAACAGCAAGCAGUUCUACUCUCUGCCGUACGAGAGGGUUGACAUUUCCAUGGGUUAUAUCAUCUCAAAGGGGAAGGGAUCCAUCUCGGAGAUUGUGGCCAAGUGGCUGUCGUCGUCUGGCGUAGAUCCUGAGAGCCUCAUUGGUCAUCAUGUUGAAUGUUCUGAGGCUUCAAAUACCGUCGAAGAUCACGGGGCGGAGAAGUCGCAUGUUCCCCGUGACAGUGACGAUGAUAUUCUUAUCAAAGAAGAUAAAGACAUCGUUCUGGAGCGAAAUGUCGAUCCGCUCACUAGGGAAAUCUCGGAGAAAAUCUCUCUCUUGCGGCAGCACUUUCCCUACAGUCUGACCAACAGCAUUUUAUUGGCGAAUUUGUCCUGGGAAUUUGUCGUCCACUGGAGCAAGGACGUCACCAAGCUGGAGUCCCUGGAGGCUGCUCUGAAUGUUCUACGGAGAAUCCCGUCCAAGUGCAUGAGGCACGGGGUGUGCUGCCUUCUUUGGAACAUUCACAUCAAGAAACGCAUGGAGACGACUUCGAAGUUGAUGAACAAACUGGGAAAACUACCCAAAGAACGAUUGUGCAUGCAGGAGAUCGGAUUAUCUGAUACUGAAUUAGCCGGCUUUCUGCAGCAUUGCGUAACAUUCCUUGAUAUUUUCCUGGAUUCUGAAGUUGUUGAUGAGGACAACGACGUUGUGUUGAAGUUUGAGGAGUUGUGGGAGGGACAUACGACAUCAGCCCCACAGCCAUUCGCGGUCCUGGCGGUGACACAGACGCCAGCCUGGUUUGACCUCAUCAUGCUGCAUUUUCAGCUGGCUAAUGUGCUCCAUAUGAUCGCUCAUUUCAAUCUCAAGACAAUCAGGCUCAUGGUCAAUCUGUUUGAUUCGGCUAGCAAUCAAUACUUCUUUCAGGACAUCACAGAUAAGACGGUACUGGCUUGGUACAGGGAUGAUAAGAGGGACAAUAUGAGGAUGGAGUUCCUGUGCAGGGUCAUUACGGCUUCUAUUGAAUCCAUUCAUCAGAAGACUACGGGGGAUGGUGGGGAGGCUUGUGAUAGCGAGAACGUUCUGUGGAUGAGCAAGUGCCAAACGAUGGCGGCUUUGUGGAAAAUCGAUAAGGACCGGUUGAGAAUUCAUCAGGUCUAUCAACUUUAUGUUAAUGGAUUCGAUGGACAGGCGGAAGAGAUCUCGAUGGCGAUAAACAACACGGAAUCGCUCGCAGUAAGUCUUCUACCUGUAGCAGGGAGAAGAAUGAUGAAUUAUCUCUCCCAGACACCGUCGCUUUUGGAGCAAGUCUCCAGGAUAAGUCCAUCACUCGCCCAAUAUCUAGAACAGCUCAAUAUUCAAUGUGUCGUGAUGUCCACGAGCUCUCACGACGCAGAUGUCGAAUUAAUACGAAAGGUCUCUCGAUACCUCCCUGAGAACCACAAGGACUAUCACCUAGCGCAGCUGAUGCUUGACGCAACGUUCAUAUACGAUGCACAGUUAUAAAUAAAUUUAUUGUAUUAUAUAAGUUAUCGAUCAUCACUUGUAAUAUAUUAUUAUUGUCUUCGUUUUGUCUUCGUUUUUGAGAUGAGACAGGAAUAAAGGGAGGAGAAAGCGAGAAAUUAUCUUGCGUCACUCUCCAUUAAAUCGACGCACCUGAGAUUUUUUGUGUUAUUAAAGAAAAGUACUGUUUAAAAAACAAAAAUAAGUUUUUUAUUUUUUCCAAUUAUUCUUCAAAUGUUAGAUAACAGAUAAGAAAUACAUAUGAGAUAUAUGUCUGCAGAUAUGGAGAGAGGAGAGGGGGGGCUAACAGGAAAAUACUUCGGCGGAACCAAUGAAUUAGAAAAAUAAGAAAAAAAUCAAAUAAAAAAAUAUUUUUUCCAAUCAAUUAGGCCAAUUAAAAAUAUUUUAUAUAUAUUUUUGUAAAUAUUAAUUUUUCCGUGAGAUAUUUUUAUUACCAUUGGUUAUUCCCGACCAACAGUGAAUUAAACUUUUAAACAAUCCUCGUUUUUCAGUACCUAGAUUACCGCACCUUCAAUACUAUGCACGUAAAUAUUAUCCCUAUAGCAGCUGUCGUGAGGUAUCUAAAUAAUCUUGAUUAAUAUACAUAAACCACCUUUAAAUUAACAAAAAAUACGGAAUAAUUACAGAGGAAAAUAAAAAUCUAAAAUAA
Diachasmimorpha longicaudata is the source of this 4956-nucleotide messenger RNA. RefSeq names its product rab3 GTPase-activating protein non-catalytic subunit (gene Rab3-GAP). Lineage: Eukaryota; Metazoa; Arthropoda; Insecta; Hymenoptera; Braconidae. The transcript has 3 exons. Gene Ontology annotation, biological process: regulation of GTPase activity. The record is from RefSeq and is a predicted model, not a curated record. The coding region runs from base 99 to 4289 and encodes 1396 amino acids.